GUUGAUCUUUCACACUUGUCCCCAGAGGAGAGAUGGAGGGUGGAGCACGCACGGAUGCAUGCCAAGCACCGUGGUCACGAGGCUAUGCAUGCCGAAAUGGUCCUCAUCCUUAUCGCCACGCUUGUGGUGGCACAGCUCCUGCUGGUUCAGUGGAAACAGAGGCACCCUCGCUCCUACAACAUGGUGACCCUCUUCCAGAUGUGGGUAGUGCCUCUGUAUUUCACAAUCAAGCUGUACUGGUGGCGGUUCCUGGUAAUCUGGGUGCUCUUCUCAGCGGUCACAGCUUUUGUCACCUUCAGGGCAACUCGAAAACCUCUGGUACAGACAACGCCCAGGCUGGUUUACAAAUGGUUUCUACUAAUAUACAAGAUCAGCUACGCCACUGGAAUUGUAGGGUACAUGGCUGUGAUGUUUACACUUUUUGGUCUUAACUUAUUAUUCAGAAUCAAACCAGAAGAUGCGAUGGACUUUGGCAUCUCCCUCCUCUUCUAUGGUCUUUACUAUGGGGUGCUGGAGCGGGACUUUGCCGAGAUGUGUGCGGAUUACAUGGCCUCGACGAUCGGGUUCUACAGCGCCUCGGGGAUGCCCACCAAGCACCUCUCCGACAGCGUCUGCGCCGUCUGCGGCCAGCAGAUCUUUGUGGACGUCAACGAGGAGGGGAUCAUCGAGAACACCUACCGCCUCUCCUGCAACAACGUGUUUCACGAGUUCUGUAUCCGUGGCUGGUGCAUUGUCGGGAAGAAGCAGACGUGUCCGUACUGCAAAGAGAAGGUGGAUCUCAAGAGGAUGUUCAGUAACCCGUAUCCUUUCUCCUUGUGGGACCCAGCACCUUGCAAAGGGGAGCAGUGGGUGUAG
This is a messenger RNA of Balearica regulorum gibbericeps (East African grey crowned-crane), 855 nucleotides long. The record is from RefSeq and is a predicted model, not a curated record. Lineage: Eukaryota; Metazoa; Chordata; Aves; Gruiformes; Gruidae.